UCUGGCAUUUGACCAUUUAUAUUUAGCAUUUUUACAACCAGAAUAAAGUUACGAAAAGUUACAAACUCUGCUUUAAAGAAGCUGUAUUUAAUAACAACAACACAAAAAUACAUCCUGGCAAAAUCCUGUUUUAUUCCAUUAAUGAAUCAAAAUUUGAAAGGUCUCAAAGGUAUUAUUGUCUGACUACACCACGAAUACCAAAGUGCUGCCGUGCCAUCUGUAAAUGAAACCAAAUCCCUCCAAAGUUUGCGUUUCUAUCCGUCACAAACAGUCACUGUUGUGAUUCUCCAAGUCUUUGAUAAAAGGUUUGAGUCGGCUGACCUCUGCUCCGACUAAUCCUCCGUCUUGGCAGAUUUAGCUCAGGAUUUAUCCGUCAGGAUGUCAUGUGUGGCUCCGCUCCGCUCUGAGGUGAAUUAUUGACUGAAAUGGCCAGAAAGACAACGCGAGGGCAGAGAGCACUUCCUACUAUGUCCAGCCAAGACACAGCAGAUUUUCCAGCCCCAAAACGGAAAAAGAAGAAGCCAAGAAAGGACACAAAUGGAACAGGGGAUAUGGAGGAUCAAGAAAUGGAAAUGGGUGGACUCAGCAGCCGGAGGGAGUCCGAGGUCGGAGAUCACCUGACUCUGGAAGCUACAGCAGAUGCUCCAACACAGAGGAGAAGGAAGAAGAAGAAAGCCAUGUCUACAGAUGUGGAAGAAAACCAGGCCGAGCUGGUCAACGGAGAUACGGGGGAUCAGACCACUGAUGGGGAAGAGGUGGUUAAGAAACAUAAGAAGAAAAAAAAAUCAAAGGUUGCCGAGUCGCAGCUUCCUGAUGAGUUUUGUGUGGAAGAGGACGACAUCAUCAACGACACCUCUUCGCCGAUCCCCCAGCAGUCUCUGUUCGCAGCCCCCCAGGGUCAGAGCCAGCCUGUGGGGAAGCUGUUUGUUGAGAGAAACAAGCGGUUCCAGGCUGCAGAGCGGUCAGACUGGAAGACGACCAGCGAGCAGAUGGACAACCUGACCGAGCUGCAGCACAUGCAGGCGCUUUGGACCUCUAGAGAUGUUUCUGUCCGGGUGCACGAAGGCUUCAGGGUGUUCGGCCUGUACUGCCACGGCUUCCUGGCCGGAUACGCCGUGUGGAACGUGGUGGUGGUGUACAUGCUGGCCGGGCAGCACCUCACCGCUCUGCCCAACCUGCUGCAGCAGUACCACGGCCUGGCCUACCCCUCCCAGUCUCUGCUCUACAUGCUGCUGGCCAUCAGCACUGUGGCCUCCUUCGACAGGGUGAAUCUGGCCAAAGGUCCUGUGGCUCUGCGGGAGUUCAUCACUCUGGAUCCAGUGGCUCUGGCUUCAUUCUUGUACUUCUCAGCGUUGGUCCUCUCUCUGAGCCAGCAGAUGACCAGCGAUCGGAUCAACCUCUACGUAUCCUUCAACAGCACAUUGUGGCCUCCGGGGGCGGAGCACCAGAUCCUCCACCCGUGGGUGACCGUCAACCUGGUGGUGGCUCUGCUGGUGGGCUUGGCGUGGAUCUUCAUCGCCACUAGACCUGAGACGGACUACACCGAAGGUUAUCUGAGGUCGAUGGAGAUUGAGCUUCCAAAGCCAGAGGACAAAUCAGAAAUUACUACCUGAAAAAAAUGGAGCUAUUGUAAAUCUCUCCUCUCUGCAGCUUUGUUGAUGUCUGUGAUUAUAUUAGAGAUUAUUUUUUGUACUUUUCAAAUGUGCUCGUCUCUUAAAAUAUAGAGUUUAAAAUAA
Messenger RNA from Fundulus heteroclitus (mummichog), 1736 nucleotides. Its product is annotated as transmembrane protein 237B. Lineage: Eukaryota; Metazoa; Chordata; Actinopteri; Cyprinodontiformes; Fundulidae. Gene Ontology annotation, biological process: cilium assembly. Bases 426 to 1613 code for a protein of 395 amino acids. The record is from RefSeq and is a predicted model, not a curated record. Gene Ontology annotation, cellular component: ciliary transition zone. The transcript is spliced from 13 exons.